This is a messenger RNA of Anneissia japonica, 922 nucleotides long. RefSeq names its product aqualysin-1-like. The record is from RefSeq and is a predicted model, not a curated record. The transcript has 3 exons. Gene Ontology annotation, biological process: proteolysis. Lineage: Eukaryota; Metazoa; Echinodermata; Crinoidea; Comatulida; Comatulidae. The coding region runs from base 1 to 312 and encodes 103 amino acids. Gene Ontology annotation, molecular function: serine-type endopeptidase activity.
AUGUCUCAGGUUAUUACAGUGGGAGCAACAGACAUAUUGGAUAACAGAUGGUCAUUUUCUAACUUUGGAGACGGCCUCAAUAUUUUUGCUCCGGGUGUAGAAGUUGAAUCACUUAGUUACACUUCAUCUACUGGCACAAGGUAUUUAAGCGGUACAUCAAUGGCAGCGCCACAUGUCUCAGGAGUGGCUGCUAUAUUACUUUCACAGGGUACUCCGGCAAACAAAGUCGCUCAGAAGAUCUAUGACACCUCCACUAAAAAUGUUGUUGGUGAUCCUAAAGGAUCCAAUAAUCGUCUACUAUACGUCGAUUAAUCACGUGACCGUAUUAAACCAAUCAGAAAAUUAAUAUUUAUAAUAAUUUAAAAAAAAAGCGACCAUGGACAGCAUGUGAACCAAAACGCGAUUAAGUGUAUAUUGGGUCAUGUAAAAAUAUGUUGAUUUUCCUUCUUCUUUUUUUUUCAAACAGAGGUUUUCAGACUUAAAAACAAAAUGUUCAUCUAUCAGACAAAAACUGCAUCGUACAUCAACAAGUCAAUAAAUGAUGCAACAAAAUCUUUCUAAGCUCUUCUACAAACUUCACUACCCUAGCUUUCUAAGCUCUCCAAAUAGAGGAUAUAGUUGAAAUAAGUGUGAAUCAGAUAUUUGUGCGUUUUUCUGAGAGAGAGGACACACUUUUUAUAUGACCUUAUAAUACCUGUAUAAAUAUUUUGGAAAUGUAUUCAAAAUUACUUAUAAAUAGUAAUUAUAAUAGUGUUUGUGCAAAAAACGCAAGUAUUGAAAAAUUAAAAAGAGUAAGUUAUCCUCACAAGAAAGAAAACUAUGACAUAAUUAUAAUAUAAGUGCUAGUAGAAUUUGGUAUUGUACUAUUAUAGUUUAUUGAUGAAUAAAAGUAACGACGUAGGCCUACCACAAAAGGGAAAAA